AUGCAGGGUCCCUCGUGCAAUCCUGCUAGAUCCAAACCCCACAGGACCAGUCUGUGUGGUGCAGGAUCCUCAGGUUCCAAGUGCCAUCAAUGAACCUUCAGACUCCUGUCUGCCUUCGUCGCAUACACACGCCCAAGUUAUCAGCGUAGGAUUUAUAUUGGGACACUUUUUUCGGGAAAAAAUCUGGGUAAAUGGGGAUUCUGGAAAUGGUGGCCUGGAAUGAUUGGGAAUUUGAAUCUUACCCAAGCUAUGAAGAUUUCGCAUUGCUUCCUCUGUUCGUGUUGUUCUUCCCCACUAUCAGAUUCUUUCUCGAUAGAUUCGUGUUUGAGAAUCUUGCGAGACAGUUCAUAUUUGCUAAGGGACAGAAGAUGCUGGAGAUUGAAACUGAUGAACGAAGGAAAAAGAUACAGAAAUUCAAGGAAUCGGCAUGGAAAUUUGUGUAUUUUCUAUCAGCUGAAAUUUUUGCCAUUGCUGUUACCUACAAUGAGCCUUGGUUCACAAAAACAAAAUGCUUCUGGGUAGGGCCUGACGACCAGUUCUGGCCAGACCAGAAAUACAAGUACAAGUUGAAGGCUCUUUAUAUGUAUGCUGGUGGGUUCUACACGUAUUCCAUAUUUGCCCUUAUAUUUUGGGAAACGAGGCGCUCUGACUUUGGGGUUUCAAUGAGCCACCAUGUUGCCACCGCUGUUCUCAUUGUAUUGUCAUAUAUAUUCAGGUUUGCUCGUGUUGGUUCGGUUGUUUUAGCCAUUCAUGAUGCCAGUGACAUCCUUUUGGAAAUCGCAAAAAUGUCUAAAUAUAGCGGCGCCGAAGUUCUUGCCAGCUUUUCAUUCAUUCUUUUUGUCUUGUCAUGGAUCCUUCUCCGCCUCAUAUACUUCCCUUUUUGGGUUUUAUGGAGCACAAGCUAUGAAGUUGUACAGACAUUGAACAAGGAUAAACACAAAGUGGAAGGACCAAUAUACUACUACGUCUUCAAUUCUCUUCUCUUUUGUUUGCUCGUUCUGCAUAUAUAUUGGUGGGUGCUUAUGUAUAGGAUGCUUGUCAAACAGAUCCAAUCAAGAGGCCAAGUCAGCGAUGAUGUUCGUUCUGAUUCUGAGGAUGAAAACGACGAACACGAAGAUUGAUCAUAUUUCCCCCCUCAUCCAAGUGAAGGCCUGUGAACAAUCCUUAUCAUUCUCUGUUGAUGUGGGAAAUCAAGGGUAGUGAAAAAACAUAUUGAGAUAAUGAACACCAGUCUCAUAGCAACAAUUUAUCGGCUCAUUGAUUCUUUACUCUCAUUGACAACCUUCAUUCACAUUUAGCUGAUGAUUGUGACUUUUGCGAUGCAUCACAAAUAGAAUGAAUAUGGACAUACAAUAUGUCUACAUUCAUUCUAUUUUUUAUAUAUAAUAAAAGUCCAGGGUAGUUUCCUUGGGUAUAAUAGGGACACACAUCAUGUCUACAUUCAUCCAAGAAAGAAAAUGCUGUUGUUUUUUAUUUCUUUUUUUGUAACUAGGUAGGUAAAGAUGCAGGUUGAAUACGAUGUAACAUGUAAUUUAGUGAAAGGAUUUUUGGCUUGUCGUUAGAAAGUCAUUUUUACCCCCACAAUUCUUGUUGGUAUUGGAAGCAACUUUGUAAAGUGAAGGAUAAAAUCUAUUAAAAAAUGAAUUUUGGUUCAAGAA
This is a messenger RNA of Cuscuta campestris, 1658 nucleotides long. Lineage: Eukaryota; Viridiplantae; Streptophyta; Magnoliopsida; Solanales; Convolvulaceae. The record is from the annotation of a GenBank genome assembly.